AUGUGGCUCCAAAAGAAUUCAGUUUUUCUGUUAUUAGCUUUAAUUCUCUUUUCCCUUUUACAAGUUCUUACAGGUGCUGCUGCUUUUGAACUUAAAAAGUCAUACAUAGUAUACUUAGGAUCACAUGAGCACGGAGAAGCAGCUACAGAUGCUGAUUUUGAUAGAGUCACCCAAGCUCAUCAUGAUUUUCUUGGAUCCUAUUUGGGAAGUUAUGAGAAAGCACAAGAAGCAAUGAUUUAUUCUUACACAAGGCAUAUUAAUGGCUUUGCUGCAAUGCUUCGAAAUGAAGAGGCUGCUGAAAUUGCAAAACAUCCAAAGGUUGUGUCGGUGUUCUUGAACAAAGGAAGGAAGUUACACACUACACGUACGUGGGAGUUUAUGUUAAUGGAGAAGCAAAGUGGGGUGAUUAGCCCUGCUUCAGUGUUUAACAAAGCUAGAUUUGGUGAACAUACCAUAAUUGGGAACCUUGACACCGGUGUAUGGCCAGAAUCUCCUAGCUUUAGAGAUGAGGGCAUAGGUCCCAUUCCUUCAAGAUGGAAGGGAUCCUGUGACGGUGGUAGUCCUGACUUCCAUUGCAACAAGAAGCUGAUAGGAGCAAGGUACUUCAACAAAGGGUAUGCUGCAAUUGCAGGGCCAAGUGUACUGAAAAACGGUACUCUUAACACGGUGCGAGAUUAUGAAGGUCAUGGAUCACACACACUAUCAACAUUAGGUGGAAACUUUGUCCCCGGCGCUAACGUCUUCGGCUUUGGCAAUGGAACCGCGGAAGGCGGCUCUCCUAAAGCUCGAGUGGCUUCUUACAAGGUUUGUUGGCCGCGAAUUGACGACGGUGAGUGCUUUGAUGCUGAUAUCAUGGCGGCUUUCGACAUGGCUAUACAUGAUGGUGUGGAUAUUCUUUCCCUCUCUCUUGGAUCGGAUCCCGCUGACUACUUUGAAGAUGGUCUGGCCAUUGCCGCAUUCCAUGCUUUCGGCAAGGGAAUCACCGUCGUGUGCUCUGCUGGUAACUCGGGACCAAAAAAGGGAUCUGUCUCCAACGUUGCGCCUUGGUUAUUCACCGUAGCUGCAAGUACCUUGGACAGGGAGUUUGAUUCUGUUGUUGAACUCGAGAAUGGAAAGAACUUCACGGGUGCAAGCCUUGCUACUGCUAUGCCGCAAAAGAAAUUUUACCCACUCAUCAAUAGUUUAGAUGCAAAAUUGGCUAAUGCAACUGAUGGAGACGCUAUUCUGUGUAAGAUAGGAACAAUUGAUCCAGAGAAGGUGAAGGGGAAAAUAUUGGUUUGUAGUAGAGGCGAGACGGCUAGAGUGGAGAAGAGUUUUGUGGCUAUGGAGGCUGGUGCAGUUGGAAUGAUUCUUUGCAACGAUGAGGCCAGUGGUAAUGAGAUCAUCGCUGAUCCUCAUUUCCUUCCAGCAUCACAGCUCACUUAUGAAGAUGGCCUGCAAGUCUUUGCAUACCUCAAUUCUUCCAAGAAUCCGAUGGGAUAUAUUGCUCCUCCGGAAACCAAGUUCCAUGUGAAGCCUGCUCCAUUCGUGGCAGCAUUCUCUUCGAGAGGGCCCAACAAAAUCACACCUGAGAUCCUUAAGCCUGACAUCACGGCCCCCGGAGUCAACAUCAUUGCUGCAUAUUCGGAAGCAGUUAGCCCCACAGAAAUGCCCUAUGAUAAGCGCAGGGUUCCAUUUAUCACAAUGUCUGGAACAUCUAUGUCAUGCCCUCACGUCGCCGGAAUCGCCGGACUUCUCAAGACACUCCACCCUGAAUGGAGUCCAUCAGCUAUUAAGUCCGCCAUCAUGACCACCGCUAGGACAAGGGACAACAAGGGUGAGCCAAUGCUUGAUGGGAAGGAUUUUAAAGAAACAACACGGUAUGCAUAUGGUUCUGGUCACGUGAGACCAAAUCGCGCCAUGGACCCUGGCUUGGUCUACGAUACAACCAUAGAAGAUAACCUCAACUUCUUAUGUGUCCUUGGUUACAAUCAGACCCAGAUCAUGGCGUUCUCCGGAGCUCGUCAUCAUGAGUGCCCUGAUGCAAUGAGCAUCUUGGAUUUCAACUACCCUACAAUAACGGUUCCGAUGCUGUACGGUUCAGUUAAUGUGACACGCAGGCUGACGAAUGUGGGUUCGCCAGGGACUUACUUUGCAAGGCUCCACACUCCUUCGGGGCUUUCCAUUUCCGUGACUCCCAAAGUGUUGAAGUUUGAGAGCGUGGGUGAAGAGAAGAGUUUUAAGGUCGCAAUGGAGGUUACUAAGCCAGGUCCCUCUAUAGGCGAUGCGGUCCUGACUUGGUCCGAUGGAAAGCAUUAUGUUAGGACUCCAAUCACCGUUGGUGGAAUCAAGGGUAGGGUUAUUAGAUUUUAG
Arachis stenosperma is the source of this 2352-nucleotide messenger RNA. Its product is annotated as subtilisin-like protease SBT5.4. Gene Ontology annotation, molecular function: serine-type endopeptidase activity. The transcript has 9 exons. NCBI's taxonomy places the organism in Eukaryota, Viridiplantae, Streptophyta, Magnoliopsida, Fabales, Fabaceae. Gene Ontology annotation, biological process: proteolysis. The record is from RefSeq and is a predicted model, not a curated record. The coding region runs from base 1 to 2352 and encodes 783 amino acids.